Molecule: messenger RNA, 336 nt
Organism: Pocillopora meandrina
Lineage: Eukaryota; Metazoa; Cnidaria; Anthozoa; Scleractinia; Pocilloporidae
Source: the annotation of a GenBank genome assembly
GCUCGAGCUGCGAACCGUUUACGGCAGAGACUUCGCCCGGAGGAUCCAAAGGACCUUGACUUGGAAAUAAUGGAAGACUGCAUUCCACAAGGGUUCUUCCAGGCAGAAGUUUACGUCAAGGAAAGAAGACAUCUCAUCUUCGCUACAGACAAACAACUUACGACCCUCGCAAAAGCCAAGUCUUGGUAUCUUGAUGGUACUUUCAAACUUGUGCGCAAACCUUUCCAGCAGCUGGUAACGAUUAAUGCCUUCGUUCGCUCUGGCGAUCACACAAAACAAGUACCACUGGUGUUCGUCCUCAUGUCCAGGAAGAGUACGAAAGACUACAAAAAAGUA